UAUUUCUGCGCUGUCACUCUGACGUUAAUUAAUAUACGCAGUUGGUUUAGUAAUUUUGCUAUUGAAAACAAAACAAUCCUUGAGAACAGAAAUUACCGCAUCUGUCAGGUUCGAUUGAUGCGAUUUUUGAACCGAUUUAAAUGGUUCAUCGAAAAGAAUCGGCUCAUAUGAAUAACACAUUUGCAAACUGCACAUCUAUCAAACGCGCUUCAUCAAGAUAAUAAUAUUCAUCCACUUAUUUUUUUUAAUGCUUUAUUAAUUCAAUAGCACAAGAAGUACUACAUAUUAAAUAAUAUUAUUUAUUUUUUGUUUCAAGCGCACGAUACGCGUCAUUUCCGCCAUGGCGUGAUGACGUUUUUCCGGCCGAGCGUUAGGCGGUGGAUGGAGGAAUAACAGCGAGCAAAACAUACAGUAAAGAUGAACAUUCACUUAUUAUAGAAAAUAUGAAGUGCAGCUGGAUUUGUACAAGAUAAUUAAAUAUGGUGUUUAGUUAUCGCGUGUUGUUUGUCUUUGAUCAGGAUCUCCGUCAGAGUCGCUGUGACGUCACGCUCUGUUUUUCUCCUCAGACCGUGUUUGUUUGUGUUUCGUGUCAGUCUGUUCUCUAACAGUCCUGUCUCACAGAGCCUCCUCCUGGAUCUCCUCAGGCCGUGACUGCGAUGGCCGCGCCGUUCGUUCCGGUCCCCGUGCCCUUCGAGCGAGCUCCGCGGGCGGACAGAGCCGCGUCCGCGGGCAGCGACAGGUGCUUGACUCCGCCGCGCCAGAGCCCCGUCCCCCGCGCCAGGCUCAGCGGCCCCGAGUGCUCGGUGCAGUACUCCAGCUGCCCUCCAGACAGCCCUCCAGAGACCCCGCGACAGAGCUGGGACGAGCGGCCCAUCACACCCACCGUCCUGGGUUACGAGGUGAUGGAGGAGAGGGCCAAGUUUACUGUCUAUAAGGUUCUUGUAAGGAAGACUCUGGAUGAGAGCUGGGUCGUGUUCAGGCGCUAUACUGACUUCUCAAGACUCAACGACAAGGUCAGUAAGAGUGACUUCUCAGAGUGUUACCAGCUGAAGGAGAUGUUUCCGGGGUUCAGACUGUCUCUUCCUCCGAAGCGCUGGUUUAAAGACAACUAUGAGACGGAGUUCUUGGAGGACAGACAGCUGGGUCUGCAGGCCUUCCUCCAGAACCUCGUGGCCCAUAAAGACAUCGCCAACUGUGUGGCGGUGCGUGAGUUCUUGUGUCUGGAUGAUCCUCCCGGGCCGUUCGACAGUCUGGAGGAGAGUCGGGCGUUCUGCGAGACUCUAGAGGAGUGCAACUACAGGCUUCAGAAGGAACUUCUAGAAAAACAGCGAGAGAUAAACUGCUUAAAGAAAACACUGGAAGAGAAAGAGCGGCACAUUCAGAAGCUGGAAGGACGAGUCAACGGGGACGUUCUCACUCCAGACAGUCCGUGUUGUGCGUCCGGAGCGGGCAGCGACUGCAGUCUGGACGUAGAGUCUUCUGCUGCGGAGGCCGAUCAGGAGCUGCCUGAUGAAAGCCAGGCUGUGCUCCAGUCGUCUCAGGGCUCCGUGUGUUGGUGCGGUCCGUCCGUCAGCGGUGCGUCUCCUCCGGUCAUUCAGGUCACUCCUCUGGAACACUGAGCGUCUCUCCUCUGGUUUUAUUUCGGUUCCUGUGCGGCGGAGAUGAGGAGGCACCGUGUGAUCUGCUUGCUGGACUCGUGUUUAACGACAGCCAAAGAGAGACGUUUAGUCCAAAGGUCAGGAAGCAGAAUCACUACGACAAUCAGCGGCACACCGAGACUGAGAUCGGCCGCGCUGGACAAGCAUCUCUCUGUUCUCAGGGUCACGUCUGUGUUUUAAUUUGAGUGAGACUCACACACGGGACUGGUGUUCAUCUCUGUUAGUCAUCCGCUCGGUCCCUGCUCCGAUCACUGCACUCGUACGUUCAUGCGCUGAAGACUGUGUGGAUUGACUCAUGCAGCGAGCAUGUGUUUUUAGUUUUCUGCUUCACUGAAAGCCAUAUUUAGUGCUGAUCACAGCGAGGCCUGUCACUCCUGCCUGCAGUCGCUCUGUAGCGGGACAUCCUGCACUUUACAGUCCUGAGGGAUUAUGGGAUAGAUGCUUCUACACUACUUGAUGAAAUCAUGUCGAACACCACGUUUAAGCUUCGUUUGAAGCUGUGUGCCUUCCCGCAGAGUUUCACUGAUGACACGGUGCCUUGCGUCUUUUCCCAGAGUUUUAUGUAUUUAAAUGACAUGCAUAUUAAAAUGUGCUUUCCGUUGGUUUUGCCUGGGUUCUGUUUGCUUCUGGGAUGUUUCAGAAUGUCUCUUCGUGUGUUUGUGCUUGAUGAAUCGAUCAAGUUUUUACUCAGCCAAAGGAUUGGAGAAGGGAUACGGGAAGCAGAUGAAGUGACCGCGCUGCUCGUCAUCGACUGUGAUUUAAACUCCAUUCAACUCUGUUUUCACGUUUACAGCAAUAUCACGUACGUUUGUUUCUGUCAUGUUUGUCUCCGUUGCUUCUGAUCAUCUGUUUCUAGUUCUUGUUUCUUGAGUUGAUGGUUCUAACAGCUUAUGCAAAUAAAACAACGAUGUUCAGAGGAUCGUGAUGGACCGAGGGAUAUUUUUGGUGGUGGAUUUUUCAAUGUUAUGAUCAUUAGACAUGUAUUUAAUAAAAAAGGCUUCUUUGUGUCAGGAAACGCUGGAGAUCUGCUGCGAGUCUCUGUAUACAGUGUGAAGUUAAUCUUGUACCUCACUGUCACUUUCUGUUAAAGAUCAAAGAUCUAAAACUGAGCUGUGAGAGGAAUCAGAGCCCUGGGCUUCAAAUAAACAUUUCAUUCAAUUUCACAAUAAACCUGCAUCAUCAAUGAG
Onychostoma macrolepis is the source of this 2845-nucleotide messenger RNA. It is a transcript of the gene snx16, whose product is annotated as sorting nexin 16. The record is from RefSeq and is a predicted model, not a curated record. Gene Ontology annotation, cellular component: extrinsic component of endosome membrane; late endosome; early endosome. Bases 657 to 1619 code for a protein of 320 amino acids. Gene Ontology annotation, biological process: early endosome to late endosome transport; endosome to lysosome transport; protein targeting to lysosome. The transcript has 7 exons. Lineage: Eukaryota; Metazoa; Chordata; Actinopteri; Cypriniformes; Cyprinidae. Gene Ontology annotation, molecular function: phosphatidylinositol binding.